AUGAGCGAAGGUACCCAACCGUCUAAAAGACGUGUGAUGGGAAUCUACCCAGUUGUGCAGCUUGCUCCUCCGUCUAUCAUACGCCAUGUAUGUGUAUAUGAUCCCAACUCGGAUCACCGUCGCAAGGGGGUAUACAAAAAAGAUACCGACACACUGCGAACUAAAAACACCACCCUCCACACCUUGAUCCAGGCAAUCUUAAAUUAUGACGAAGCAGAUGCCUUCGAACUGGUCCGCCAGAUUCGAUCCUGUGAUGACCUGGAAGAAGUAGCAGAAGCAGUGACUGCCCAAGAGAAAGGGCUCCUGUCUGCACCCCAAGCAACAAAAGAGCCAGCAGGCGAUGAUAGUGCUGGGAUCGAUCAGUUCGAAUCAGAGCUCGCAGGUAAGAUGAGUGAAUUGAUGCUCGACGGUUCUCGCAAAUUCAUUGGCGGUACCUCAAACCUCAUCUUUCUGCCCUCCGGCUCGGAGCUGCAGGAGUCAAUUUCGAACCCUUUCGGUGUAGAUCAGGUACACACCGUGAGCCGAUGGACGGAAGUUACAAAAGAUGACUCGCUAAUCAGUCAUUUGAUGACUAUGUAUUUCACGUGGCACUAUCCGUUCUUUACGAUUCUUUCCAAGGAUCUGUUCUACCGGGAUUAUAUUCGUGGUGUGUCCAGCUCAUACUGUUCUGCAUUGCUAGUCAAUGCUAUGCUGGCCCUUGGUUGCCAUUUCAGCUCAUGGCAAGGUGCUUUUGACGAUACCCAUAAUCUCGCUACAGCAGGAAACAAUUUCUUCAAAGAAGCGAAGCGGCUAGUUCUGGAAAAUGACGAGCACGAGAAUGCAAAGCUCUGCACCGUGCAAGCCUUUGCACUCAUGUCUGUCCGAGAAGCGGGAUGUGGUCGUGAAGGAAAAGGCUGGGUCUACAGUGGCCUCAGUUUCCGCAUGGCUUUUGAUCUCGGGCUGAAUCUCGACUCAAAGAACCUCGGAUCGCAUAAUCUGAGCGACGAAGAAAUUGAUGCUCGACGGAUCACUUUCUGGGGUUGCUAUCUAAUCGACAAAUGCUGGUCGAAUUACCUUGGACGUCAGCCUCAAUUGACUUCUACCACCACCAAUGUGCCCAAAUUUGAUGUCUUGCCGAGAGAGGAAACAGAGCUCUGGUCGCCGUACACUGAUUCUGGUGUGAGCCACGAGCAUACGCAGAUAUCUCGGACUAGGGCUGUGGCGCUUCAGAUAUCUAAGCUGUGUGAGAUCAGUGGUGACCUACUGGUAUUAUUCUAUCACCCAGCUGAACUGGAAAAGAUCCAGCCCAAGCAGUCGGAAUUGAAGAAAUUAAGUGACGUCCACACUCGUCUUGAGGCAUGGAAAAAAGAAUUGCCCAAAGAACUGGAAGCGAAAGAAGGACAAUUACCUCAAGUACUUGUCAUGCACAUGUUCUACCAGCUCCUGAUCAUUCACCUGUACCGCCCCUUCUUGAAGUAUACCAAGGCCAACACUCCUCUCCCGUCCCAUGUCUCGCCUCGCAAAAUAUGCACACAGGCCGCGGCAGCCAUUUCCAAGCUCAUGCGUGUAUACAAACGCAGCUAUGGACUAAAACAAAUCUGCAACAUCGCAGUCUACAUCGCUCAUACAGCAUGCACAAUCCACCUCCUCAACCUCCCCGACAAAAACGCCCAAAGAGACGUCAUCCACGGCCUCAAAAAUCUCGAAGAAAUGGCCGAAGGCUGGCUCUGUGCCCGACGAACCCUCCGGAUCCUCGACAUAUCCGCAAAUAAAUGGCAAGUCGACCUACCACCAGAAGCAACAUCCAUAUUCGAACGAACCCACACGAAAUGGGGAUCAUGGGGCUCCUGGGACCAAGCAACCUCACCCUCCACAUCAGACGACUCCUCCCCAAUGGCAACAUCAGCCACCUUCCAACCCUCCACCAGCCCAAGUAGAUUCUCAGCUGGGCCGUCCCAAUAUCCUUUAACCCGACUCACCGACCCAUCAUCUCUCCCAACAAACCCCGUCACAAUGGUCGGUCCAGCGUCAUUGAACCCGCAACACGCCUCUACACCUUCAGUCCCGCUACCCUUCCUAUCAAUGCAAGCAGCACACCACUCACUAGCACCGCAAGCCCAAAGACCCGAGUUCGCUCCACCCGAACCGACAUACCUCCGCCCAUCAGUAACGUACCGAUUCCCUGCUAUGACAGUGAAUGCACCCUCUCCAUCAUCUUCACAUCAAACCUGGUACGAUGGUAUCGGCACUCAAAUGCCACCGCAGAAUACAACACCUGCGUCUACUGCAUCUCCCGUGUCUGGAUACGAUGGCACGGAUAAUCUAGUUGAAGAGAGUCAGGAUUGGUGGUCUAGGAAUGCUGCUGUUUAUAAUGGUAUGGGCAUGGAUGGGUGGGGCGGGGCUUGGAAUUCACCUGGUCAGGGUCAGGGUCAAGGUCAAUCCGCUCAGAUUCAUUAUCCGAAUGGGAAUGUCGGGCCCGUUCAUCAGCCUUCUGGACCGGGUCCUCGUCCUGAGCAGCAGUCGAGAGUCUCGGUUAGUAUUUCUGCUGUUGGAUCUCCGGUUGAUUCUAAGACUCCUGGUUAUGAGGAUCGGUGGACGUGA
Penicillium arizonense is the source of this 2580-nucleotide messenger RNA. RefSeq names its product putative C6 transcription factor (NirA). Gene Ontology annotation, biological process: DNA-templated transcription. Bases 1 to 2580 code for a protein of 859 amino acids. The transcript is spliced from 5 exons. The record is from RefSeq and is a predicted model, not a curated record. Gene Ontology annotation, molecular function: zinc ion binding; DNA binding. Lineage: Eukaryota; Fungi; Ascomycota; Eurotiomycetes; Eurotiales; Aspergillaceae.